AUCAUACAUAAGCUUUGCCACUGUUUUCGACUUUUCGUACUUCAGGCCUUUGCGUUCUCAUUUCUCAGCUUUUUUGGUGGUUCCCCUUCUAUCUUUCUCGAUUCGAUACAAAGACCUGAUAUGAAACAAUUCUUGCAAUUCCUGUCUACAACCUCUACCAAUCUCAACAGUUUUGCAGUGAUUCAGAAGCAUUUGAAUACGAAGACAUUGGUUUCUCCUACUGUGAAAGCAAUGAGGUCUAAAAGACGUUUUUCGAAUUCAUCAGAACCUGUUUUACCAGUUGUUGAGAACAAGAAAGAUAAGAAGCUUAAGGGGUUGGAAGCAAGUCCAGUUUCCAAAAAGUAUAUUGCAAAGGAAAGUGAUGUUAACAGCCAUUCCAUUGAGAUUGAGAGGUUAAGGAAUGACCCGGCCAAAAUGGACACGUUGACUGUUGAGGAACUACGGAAAACAUUGAGGAGUAUAAAGGUCCCCGCUAAAGGUCGUAAAGAUGAUCUUUUGUCUGCCUUGAAGAGUUUCAUGGACAAUAAUGACUCUUGCGAGCUAGAUCCUCAAGCACGAGAAGAACAUGAGAAAAGACUCUUAGCUGCUUCAGAAAAUACAUCUAUGGAAGUGACAACUAAGAAGGUAUUUGAUGAAGACCCUGUUGAUGAUGUCAAUGAUAUUUCUGAGAUAAGUAAACAUAACGAGGGUAAAAGAAGAUUAAAGCAAUCCAGAUCUGCAAAGAAAACUGUCAAGGUGGCAAACAAGAAGAAGUUGUCAGUGAAAUCAGAUGAUGUUUCAGGUUGUAAGCCUUCUAGAGAAAAGAGAAAAGUAUCUUCAGAUAUCGUUAGUGUUGUUGCACAAUCAGAGGAGAUCACUACAGCUAUUCAAACUGAACCAUGGACAGUUUUUGCACACAAGAAACCACAAAAAGGUUGGAUUGCAUAUAAUCCUAGAACUAUGAGGCCCCCGCCUCUUACUCAGGAUACAAAAUUUGUCAAGCUUUUGUCAUGGAAUGUCAAUGGAUUGAGAGCAUUGCUAAAACUAGAAGGAUUUUCUGCACUUGCUCGAAGGGAAGACUUCGAUGUAUUGUGCUUGCAAGAGACUAAACUGCAGGAGAAAGAUAUUGAGCAAAUCAAACAGCAUCUAGUGGAUGGCUAUGAUAACAGCUUUUGGACAUGUAGUGUUUCUAAGCUUGGUUAUUCUGGAACAUCCAUAAUCUCAAGGAUAAAGCCACUUUCUGUUAGAUAUGGCCUUGGUGUAUCUGAUCAUGAUGGUGAGGGGAGACUUGUGACUGCAGAGUUUGAUACAUUUUACUUGAUAUGUGGAUACGUCCCUAAUUCUGGAGAUGGCUUGAGAAGACUGACAUAUAGGGUGACUGAAUGGGAUGCAUCUCUCAGCAAUUAUUUGAAAGAGCUUGAAAAGUCAAAGCCUGUAGUUUUGACUGGUGAUCUGAACUGCGCUCAUGAAGAGAUUGACAUAUAUAACCCUGCUGGUAACAAACGAAGUGCUGGGUUUACAGAUGAAGAGAGGCAAUCAUUUGCAACAAACUUCUUGUCCAAGGGAUUUGUAGAUACUUUUAGAAGGCAGCACCCUGGAGUUGUUGGAUAUACUUACUGGGGUUAUCGGCAUGGUGGGCGCAAGACUAACAAAGGGUGGCGUCUAGACUAUUUCCUUAUAUCAGAAUCCAUAGCUGACAAAGUUCAUGACUCGUACAUUAUCCCUGAUGUUACUGGGAGUGAUCAUUGUCCUAUUGGCCUCAUUCUUAAGCUUUAAAGCGGAACACUGGGUCUGACCUUGGGAAAACCUUUUUUUGUUUAAAUUAUUAUUUUAUAUUA
Arachis duranensis is the source of this 1817-nucleotide messenger RNA. RefSeq names its product DNA-(apurinic or apyrimidinic site) endonuclease, chloroplastic. Lineage: Eukaryota; Viridiplantae; Streptophyta; Magnoliopsida; Fabales; Fabaceae. The record is from RefSeq and is a predicted model, not a curated record. The transcript is spliced from 12 exons. Gene Ontology annotation, molecular function: phosphoric diester hydrolase activity; endonuclease activity; DNA-(apurinic or apyrimidinic site) endonuclease activity. Bases 121 to 1755 code for a protein of 544 amino acids. Gene Ontology annotation, biological process: base-excision repair. Gene Ontology annotation, cellular component: nucleus.